ACAAUCCAUCGAAGAAUCCGCAUCUUAAAUAAAAUACUUCGACGUUUAACCCAGCCGCGCUUUAGUCCGAAUUUGACUAUUUUCGCUCAGGCUUCUGGCGGGCCAACUAAAAAAAAAACUCGAGAGGGUCCUUGGAGCCGCCUGUCAGUACAUGACCGAGGACGCCUGUCUGGAAUGAUGCACGUUUUUAAAACGUCACCGUCAAAAUUAAUAUCUAAUUAACAUAUGAGAUAUGUAAUUAAUUUACAAAAAAAACCAUAUAAUAUUACGUUAGCCGACUAAUUUUUUGUUUUGCUGUUUUCUUUUUGGUGCGUGCGCAAUGAGCCUCGAGGCGUGUCCAUUCUGUGGGAAGUCCUACAAAAGGUUAAAGAGCCACCUUCCACACUGCAAGGCCGCGCCCAAGCCAUCGUCCGCCCACCACGACCCCGCCGAGUCUCAAACGCCGGACAGGCUGGCUGCAGACUUGUCCAAAAAGAAGGUGCCGGAGAACAGCGUCACGCCAGCAUCGCCCUUGUCGUCUACUUCUAAAAAGAAAAAGGUGUCUGAGCCAACAUCGCCUGCUUCGAAGCCAAAGAAAAAGAGCGGCGAAGCAGCAAAGCCCAGCCAGGGUCUGCAAAGCCAGCGUCAAAGAUCCGCUCAGCCUGAAGCUAAAAGUGCUUCUAAAAAGAAAGAAGCGGAGAGGGUAGACCUCGGCGAGGAAAAGAGAGACUUUUUAGGGAAAGAGAUUCUAAAUGAGUCAGGAAGUGUGUCCAGGAUUACGCUGCAGCAUGUCGGGAGCACGUUAGGCCGAGCUAAAAGCAGCAGGCCGACCAUUCACAUCCAAACAAACGGUCCGGAGUCAAAGAGAAGUCACGCGAGUGUGUCGCGAGCAGCACCCACACAAGCAUCUUCCGAGACCAUGCUAACCUCGCAGGCGAGCCAGGCCACGCCCCCUCCGCACACCGUCGACAGCCUCAACGUGGGCCUCCGUCACGGGGCCCGACUCCCCUCGGCGUCACUGGGACACUUCCACGGCCUCCCGUCGGGUGCUGAAGAUGCAUUAAUGUCCCGGAAGAAGACAGACAAUUCCUCAGGGCGGGGCCUGGGUCAGGUGACCCUGAGGGAGCUGCCCUGUUGGCUGGCCUGCAGGACUCCGAGCCGCCCGACAGACGUGGUGGAAAUGAUGCAGAGAGGCUGGGGGUGGUACUACAGGAAGUACUUCCACGUGAGGAAAGGCGGCAUCGGCGGCGUGGCCAUGCUGUUGGCAGGGUACUGUGUGCUCAGCUACGUCUGGUCCUACCCCCAUCUUAAGCGUGACCGCUGGAGGAAGUACCACUAAAGGCACACAUUACACCGUGAAAAUUCUCUUCAGACACCUUUCUAUUGUUGAAGUUUGGCAUUAUUUACUCAAAAUGUAACCUGGACAUGUGGGAUUUGUCUGCAGUACCACGAUCCUCCACUCAGUGUCACUGUUGCUUAGUGUCACUUCAAAUAGUGUUGCUGUUAACUUGUGUGCACUGAGGUUCUGAAAAGGAUUAAAAGGGAACAAUCCGGAUUUUUUUUUUUUUUUUUGCUUGAUGCAAUCUGGAAACCCACUUUCUAAACUAUCCUGACGAAUCUCUUGAGGCGGAAGGUUGUUGUUUUUUUCUGUGUGGGUUGCAUAAUCCCUCCCAUUGCAGGAUGUCAUUAAGCAGAAUGCUCACAGAAUAGCAAUGAAGACCUCAGCCAAACUGGGCCUCCUGUUUUACUACUUAAAAUGAAUUUUUUUUUUUUUGCUUUUUUAACUACAAAUGAAGAAAUGACCUUUUUUUGUCUAUUUUUCCACACAGCACUUGGCCAACAUAAUAAAAAAUAAACAUUU
Molecule: messenger RNA, 1840 nt
Organism: Nerophis lumbriciformis (worm pipefish)
Lineage: Eukaryota; Metazoa; Chordata; Actinopteri; Syngnathiformes; Syngnathidae
Biological process (GO): proton motive force-driven mitochondrial ATP synthesis
Cellular component (GO): proton-transporting ATP synthase complex
Molecular function (GO): proton-transporting ATP synthase activity, rotational mechanism
Source: RefSeq, a predicted model, not a curated record